AUGUAAUUUGAUUAAUUUUUAUAAGAAAAAUGUCAGAUGACGAACAUUUGUCUCUCCAUUCCUAUGAUCCAUAUUAGGAUGAGAAUAUUAAUGAUGAUAUUGAUGAAUUUUACAAGGAAUUAAGUUUACAAUUUUAUGGAGAGAAUAAAAAGAAGAAAGUCUCACUGCUAAUGUCAGGUUCAACUUAAGUAACAAUCUUAAUUAGAUUAUUUAGGAGACUUAUAAGCCUAGUAGAGAUACACUCCCAGAUUUUAAAAAAGGUUUCACAUUCGUGAAGACAUCCUCAAGUCGGCCAGGUAGUCCAAAAUGUGGACGUAAUUAGGUUCAAAGGAAAUCACCAAAUUAAAAGUAAUAGAGUAGUCCCACAACUAUUAAAAUGAUUCAAACAAAGAAACUUAUUCAAUUACUAUAGUCACCAUACAAUGUGAAGAACAAUCAAAAGCAGACAUUUUUGAAGAAAUAGAUAGACAUGAUUAAAAAGAUUCAGGUAUAAGAAUUAAAGGAACAUUAUUAUAAAUGA
Messenger RNA from Paramecium pentaurelia, 520 nucleotides. The record is from the annotation of a GenBank genome assembly. Lineage: Eukaryota; Ciliophora; Oligohymenophorea; Peniculida; Parameciidae.